AUGAAAGUAAUGAUAGACGCCGGAGCAACAAAUACAAUUAUCACAGAAAAUGCAUUAAGAAAAACAAAACACCAAAAGUUCGACAGUACAACAAACCCGAUAUUAGCCAUGGCAGACGGAACAUCCAAUUCAAAGGUUCUUGGCAUGGGACAUCAAGCUGAAAUCUCGAUUCACAAUCCAACAAGUUAUCCAUGCUUUUUGAAGAAAGGUAUAAUUCUUGAUUAUAGUCAUUUAUUUGAUACAUCCAAAAUCACAGUUUCAAAAACGGAAGUAUCUCAUGUCAUUAACACAAAACCACAUUCUCCACCAUGUUCGAAAUGUUAUCCAAUGAGUAAACAGAAAGAAGAUGCCUUGUAUGAUAUUCUUAUGGAAUUAAUGAAUGCUGGUUUUAUUUCAAAAGCUAAAUCACCGUAUGCGGCUCCUGCAUUAUUAACACCGAAGUCAGAUGGCAGUUUAACGAAUUCACCACCAACUUUUCAACGCGUUAUGUCAACAGUAUUGCAAUCAUGCCGUCAAUUUUGUCCAGUUUAUUUGGACGAUAUUAUUAUAUUCUCAAGUACAGUGGAAGAACAUUUAGAUCAUUUACAGAAAGUUUUAGAAUGUUUAAAUCGCAACAAUUUGAAACUGGAUCCACUAAAAUGUUCAAUAGUACAAUCAAAAAUUAAUUAUCUUGAUCACACAAUUACAGCAUCAGUGAUUAUCCCGUGGAACGAUAAGAUUAAUGCUAUAUUGAAAUUAAAAGAGCCACGAACAUUAAAACAAGCAAAUCACUUUAUUGGUGCCUUGUCUUGGUAUCGUAAAUUUAUCCCGAGAUUUGCUGAAGUUGCCGCUUCAAUUCAUGCAAUUACAAAUCUGACUAAGAAGAAUCAUCACAAAUUUAAAUGGAAUCAGAAACAGUCUCAGGCAUUUUAUGAAUUAAAGAAAAUGUUAACAACGGCUCGACUAUUAUUACAAUUUCCUGAUGACUCCAAACCCUUAAUUUUAGCGACCGAUGCUUCCAACCUAGGUGUCGGUGGAGUGUUACACCAGGAAAUUAAUGGCGAAAGGAAAAAUAUUUAUUAUCAUUCACAACUGAUUUCCGAGUCUGAAAAGAAUUACUACACAAUCGAAGAUCAAGCGAUGUUUCAAGAGGAUGAGAUCGUAUAUUCUUGGAAAAAACAUAAUCAUAUAUACUGAUCAUUGUCCUUUUGUGCAAUAUGAUGCAGCUCAAAGAACGUAUGGUAAGAUGAAGUUUAAAUACUAGUGGCCAGACAUGCAAAGAACAAUCGAAGAUUAUGUUAAUUCAUGUUUGGUAUGUAAACAACACAAUCACAAUCGAUAAAAACUACAUGGGCAUCUACAUCCAAUUCCACCUCCUUCCGGACCCUUCCAAGUCGUUGAAAUAGACUAUUGUGGUCCGUUUAUGACAACGCCGAAUGAAAAUAAGUAUGUAUUAUGUAUUACGGAUCACUUUACAAGAUGAGUUACGGCUGUAGCCCUUCCGGAUAGUAGUACACAAAAAACUGCACAAGCGACUUUUAAUGAAUAUAUACGUAAAUAUGGAGUACCGACAACGAUAGUAUCAGAUUGUGG
Molecule: messenger RNA, 1572 nt
Organism: Didymodactylos carnosus
Lineage: Eukaryota; Metazoa; Rotifera; Eurotatoria; Philodinida; Philodinidae
Source: the annotation of a GenBank genome assembly